AAAAUUAGAACUUCCGGUAUGGUCUCGAAAAAAUUGCAUAGAAUGAAGUAAUUAUUUGAUCGAGACCAAGUGUGGUCAAAAUGCCCGGAAGGAAGAAGCCAUUCAUUGACAAGAAGAAUGCUGUGACAUUUCACCUUGUUCACAGAAGUCAGAAGGAUCCGCUUCAGGCCAGUGAAGAAGCAUCCAAACAUGUCCUCCUCCAAGCCAGCAGUAAAAAGGACUUGGCAAAGCAGAAGGAAGAGGAACAGAAGUAUGGAGUGUUUUAUGAUGACGAAUAUGACUACAUGCAACAUUUACGAGAAACUAAUGAAGCAUGCGUGCUGGAAGCGGUCAGCGAGAGCCGUAUAUCAGCGAAACAAGAGCAACGGGGACCUAAAAUCCAACUGCCUUCCACAGCAUUUGCCUCUGAUAUAGAAACUGAUGUGGGCCUCUUAAAUAAGGCAGCUCCAAGCAGAGGCCCGAAGCUUGACUGGGAUCCUGACAUAGUUGCUGCCCUUGAUGAUGAUUUCGUGUUUGAUGAUCCUGAUAACCAGCUGGAAGAUAACUUCAUGGAAAUGGCUAAUGCUGAAGGGGGAUUUGUGGAGGGAGAGGAAUUGGACAGUGAUGAAUGUGACAUGGAUUCCAACGAUGCUAACAUGUCUGACGAUGAGAUGAGAGGUUUCCCUGGUGACCAGAUGUUUAUGGAAGAAGAAACUAAAUCCCGUUUCACCAGCUACUCCAUGACGUCGUCAGUCAUCCGUAGGAAUGAAGGUCUGACACUGCUUGAUGAUAGGUUUGAAAAGUUUUAUGAGCAGUUUGAUGAUUGUGAGAUUGGACCGUUGGACCAUGAGGACAUAGAGGGUGCUGUAGAUCAGAACAGCUACAUGCUCAACACAAUCCUGGAGGAAUUUGAGAAAGAACAAGAUGCUAAAAAACUGAAGGAUGUUGUAGAUGAGAACGUAGGAGAGGAAGUUGGGGCAGAGAGUGACGAGUCUGAGGAUGCUGGUGAUAUGGUAGAUGUGGAGAUUGAGGAACCUGGAGAGAAGUGGGAUUGUGAAUCUAUUCUAAGUACUUAUUCAAACAUAUACAACCACCCAAAAUUGAUUGAGGAACCAAGAAAGGAAAAGAAAAUAGAACUAACCUCCCGACUAGGCAUUCCAAGUAAGUCACUGAAGAAAACAGGGUUGUCACGGAAACAGAUUGAACAGGAAGAACGGGCUGCCAAAAUACAGGACCGAGCAAGUACAUACCGACCAAAGGAUGAAACAUUGAAAGAGAAAAAGGAAAGGAAACAGGCAAUCAAAGAGGAGAGAAAAGAGAGAAGACAAGAGAAAAAAUCCAACAAGAAGGCAUUUACAGAAGAAAAGAUUCGAUUGGAAAAAGAAAUGAAAAAUUUGAAGAACAAUUUACAAGGAGUAAAAAUUGUUUGAGACACUGUGUUCAAGAUGUGGCAGCUUCUUAAUAUCUGAUAAAUGAUAUCAGAUAGAAUUGCUUCACCAUUUGGCGUCAGUCAGAAGGUACUUACUUCUCUGAUGGAAUAACAUCAGUAUUCUGGAGUUCCUUCCCUUCAUUUAGAACCAUACAUCACAGCAAAUCACCCUCUCAAAGUCUGUCAGAAUAUGAUAUGUCAAUCGGCAGUAUUGCUUCUUAUAUGAGAGCAAAACACUGUGCUGACCACAAGUCAUAUUCCUACAUAGGGGAGAUAAGCACCAUUUCCUGUGCACUGACCACAAGUCAUACUCUAACUUGGAGGAGAUAAAUGCCACUUCCUGUACACUGACCACAAGUCAUACUCCUACAUGAGGGAGACAGACACCACUUCCUGUGUACUGACCACAAGUCAUACUCCUACGUGGAGGCAGUUAAACACAACUUCCUGUACACUGACUGCAAGUCAUGCUACUAUGUGAGGGAGGUAAACACCACUUCCUGUGUACUGACCACUAGUCAUACUCAUGUAUAAGGAGAUAAAUGCCACUUCCUGUGUACGGACCACAAGUCAUACUCCUACGUGGCGGGUAUAAAUGCCACUUCCUGUGUACUGACCACAAGUCACACUCAUGUGUUGGGAGUUAAAUGCCAAUUCCUGUGUACUGACCACAAGUCAUACUCGUGUGUUGGGAGAUAAACGCCACUUCCUGCGUACUGACCACAAGUCACACCCGUGUGUUGGGAGAUAAACGCCACUUCCUGCGUACUGACCACAAGUCACACUCGUGUUUUGGGAGAUAAACGCCACUUCCUGUGUUCUGGAUACUGGUAGGACUCCCACCCUGUUUAUACAGUACAUGACUUUUUAGUAUUUAUUGAAACACUACUUACUUUGUUUACCUCUGUAUUCUCCUGAAGUGAACCGUUAAUAAAUUCCUGUGUUGUAUGUACUUCAUUAAACUCAUAUAGUGUUUUUCUGAAGAAAUUUUUAUUAAUUAAUGAAAUGCAAGAACAUUUGACAUGUGUACACAUUUAUGGGAGUGUUUAAAAUUGUGACUUCCUCAGAUGAACUUGCAGGUGAGAUUGUUCAGAAUGUUUAUUUUGUGUUGAUGCUAAGAGUGUUUUUGGCAGGUUGAGUUCAUUUAUUCAAUAUGUAUUCAUCUACAUAAUUUUUGAUGCUAUGAAAUAAAAGUGAGGUGUAAGAGA
Messenger RNA from Ylistrum balloti, 2616 nucleotides. Its product is annotated as protein LTV1 homolog. The record is from RefSeq and is a predicted model, not a curated record. The transcript has 11 exons. The coding region runs from base 81 to 1409 and encodes 442 amino acids. Lineage: Eukaryota; Metazoa; Mollusca; Bivalvia; Pectinida; Pectinidae. Gene Ontology annotation, cellular component: nucleus; preribosome, small subunit precursor; cytosol. Gene Ontology annotation, biological process: ribosomal small subunit biogenesis; ribosomal small subunit export from nucleus.